Prunus mume (Japanese apricot) is the source of this 2082-nucleotide messenger RNA. The record is from RefSeq and is a predicted model, not a curated record. Lineage: Eukaryota; Viridiplantae; Streptophyta; Magnoliopsida; Rosales; Rosaceae.
AUGGUUGUCAUGGGUAACUCUUCUGCUUUCAUCACAACAAACACCCUCCACUCACCAAAGCUUCACUUCCUUGUCCUUCUCUUCUUUCUGUUAACCUCUUCUGCGACUCCACUAAACUUUAGUUUCUCCAGCUUCAACGGCAGUGACUUAGCAACCAUAACCACAGAAGGCGAUGCUUUCUUCGACACCAAAAUCCUCCGCCUCACCAACAGCGGCACAGACGACGAAAAUAUCUUUAGUGUGGGCCGAGCCACCUAUCGCCAACCCUUCCUCCUCCGAGAAAAGGCCACCGGGAAACUCGCUGACUUCACCACCAGUUUCAACUUCGCCCUCGACUCCAACAACAACUCCAAGUACGGCGACGGUCUUGCUUUCUUUAUAGCCCCAAAUGAUUCCUCACUCAAUAGCGUAUUAGGCAAGGGUGGCAACCUCGGCCUCCCUGUCGAUACCGUAACUCCAAACGUCAUCGGUCCGAGGAAUCAGUACCCCUUCGUGGCAGUGGAGUUUGAUAUUUACCAGAAUACACGCGAAACCAUCAAGGACCAUGCUCACGAACAUGUAGGUAUCAACGUCAACUCUCUCUACUCUAUUAUAACCAAGAAUUGGACUGCAGGCAUUUUGAACGGUACAACAAAUAGUGCUGCUGUUAGUUACAACUCCACCACAAAGAACUUCAGUGUUGCCUUCACUACUUUUGUGGAUGGUGUCCAAGUGAUUCAUUAUCUUGAUUACAAGGUUGAUUUGAAAGACUACUUGCCAGAUUGGGUCGUUGUUGGGUUCUCUGCUUCAACUGGUAGUUCUGUUGCUCUGUUUAAGAUCUUCUCAUGGAAUUUCAAUUCAACUUCACUAGUUGAUCGCCAUGAGGUCAAGUCAGGAAAUGAUAACAGGAUUGGACUAAUAAUUGGGGUAAGCAUUGGUGGAUGUGCUGUUGUCUUGGUUGGUGUUUUGGGUUUGGUUUGGUUCAUUUUAUGGAAGAAGAGGGAUGGAGGGGAAAGUAGCGAUGAAAAUCCUAUGGUAAAUGAAUUGAUUGAUGAAGAAUUCGAAAAGAGGGUUGGCCCGAGGAAGUUUUCGUAUAGUGAAUUGGUUUGUGCAACGAGUAAUUUUGGGGAGGGAGAAAAGCUCGGAGAGGGAGGGUUUGGUGGGGUUUAUAAAGGCUUUUUACCGGACUUGAAGUCAUUUGUUGCUGUGAAGAGGAUAUCUAUGGAGUCUAAACAAGGACUCAAGGAGUAUGCUUCGGAAGUAAAGAUCAUCAGUCAACUUAGGCAUCGACAUCUUGUGAAACUUAUUGGUUGGUGUCAUGAAAGAAAGUUUAUACUUGUGUACGAGUUCAUGCCUAAUGGCAGCUUAGAUGCUCAUUUGUUCAAAGAACAAAGGUUUCUAACUUGGGAUGCAAGAUACAAAAUUGCUCUAGGCUUGGCUUCUGGGUUGCUCUAUCUACACGAAGGAUGGGAACAAUGCGUGCUACAUAGGGACAUUAAAUCGAGUAAUGUUAUGUUGGAUUCGAAUUUCAACGCAAAACUUGGGGAUUUUGGUUUAGCGAGACUUGUGGACCAUGGACAAGAGCCGGAAACAACAGCACUGGCUGGAACCAUGGGCUACAUGGCUCCGGAUUAUCUCAACACCGGAAAGGCUAGCAAAGAAUCAGAUGUCUACAGCUUGGGAGUUGUUGCUUUGGAAAUAGCAUGCGGGAGAAAGGCCAUCGAUCCAAAGUUUGGAACUGGUAAAAUAAAUAUGGUGGAGUGGGUUUGGGAGCUUCAUGGAGAAGGGAGAGCCAUUGAAGCAGUUGACCCAAAACUAUGUGGAGAUUUUGAUGAGGAACAAAUGGAGUGCCUGAUCAUUGUUGGGUUAUGGUGUGCUCACCCAGAUUACAAUAUGAGGCCUUCAAUACAACAAGCAAUUCAAAUGCUUAACUUCGAGAUUCCCUUGCCUCCUCUCCCAUCAAAGAUGCCGGCGGCCACCUAUUUUACUGCUCCGAAAUCGGUCUCUAUGUUGUCCAGAGAUACCAGCGGUUCUCAAGGAGGCCAAACUGGCUGUGGCCACAACACUUAUACCUCACAUGAUUGUGCUAAUGCAUGGUUUUAA